Messenger RNA from Zalophus californianus (California sea lion), 2793 nucleotides. RefSeq names its product phosphatidylinositol 3,4,5-trisphosphate 3-phosphatase and dual-specificity protein phosphatase PTEN-like. The coding region runs from base 718 to 1212 and encodes 164 amino acids. Gene Ontology annotation, biological process: cell motility; negative regulation of cell population proliferation; phosphatidylinositol dephosphorylation. The record is from RefSeq and is a predicted model, not a curated record. Gene Ontology annotation, cellular component: cytosol; cell projection; plasma membrane. The transcript is spliced from 6 exons. Lineage: Eukaryota; Metazoa; Chordata; Mammalia; Carnivora; Otariidae. Gene Ontology annotation, molecular function: protein tyrosine/serine/threonine phosphatase activity; phosphatidylinositol-3,4,5-trisphosphate 3-phosphatase activity; protein tyrosine phosphatase activity.
GCGCCCUCGGGGAGCCGGCCGGCCGGCGGCGGCGGCAGCGGCGGCGUCUCUCGCCUCGUCCUCGUCCUCUCUUCUAACCGUGCAGCCUCUCGCUCGGCUUCUCGUGCAAGGGACGGUGGAAGCCGCGGGCCCGGGCGGGAGCCGGCUGAGGCGCGGCGGCGGCGGCGGCGGCGGCGGCGGCACCUCCCGCUCCUGGAGCGGGGGGGAGAAGCGGCGGCGGCGGCGGCGGCCGCGGCGGCUGCAGCUCCGGGGAGGGGGCCGGAGUCGCCUGUCACCAUUUCCAGGGCUGGGGCCGCCGGAGAGUUGGUCUCUCCCCUCCUACUGCCUCCAACACGGCGGCGGCGGCGGCGGCACGUCCAGGGACCCGGGCCGGCUGUAAACCUCCCCUCCGCCGCCGCCGCACCCCCCCCGGCCCGGGCUCCGGAGGCCGCCGGCGGAGGCAGCGGCCGUGCCGAGGAUUCUCCGUCUCCUUCCCGUCCCGCGGCCGCCGCGGCCAGGCCUCUGGCUGCUGAGGAGAAGCAGGCCCAGUCGCUGCAACCAUCCAGCAGCCGCCGCAGCAGCCAUUACCCGGCUGCGGUCCAGAGCCAGGCGGCGGCAGAGCGAGGGGCAUCCGCUACCGCCAAGUCCAGAGCCAUUUCCAUCCUGCAGAAGAAGCCCCGCCACCAGCCGCUUCUGCCAUCUCUCUCCUCCUUUUUCUUCAGCCACAGGCUCCCAGACAUGACAGCCAUCAUCAAAGAGAUCGUUAGCAGAAACAAAAGGAGAUAUCAAGAGGAUGGAUUCGACUUAGACUUGACCUAUAUUUAUCCCAACAUUAUUGCUAUGGGGUUUCCUGCAGAAAGACUUGAAGGCGUAUACAGGAACAAUAUUGAUGAUGUAGUAAGGUUUUUGGAUUCAAAGCAUAAAAACCAUUACAAGAUAUACAAUCUGUGUGCUGAAAGACAUUAUGAUACCGCCAAAUUUAACUGCAGAGUUGCACAGUAUCCUUUUGAAGACCAUAAUCCACCACAGCUAGAACUUAUCAAACCCUUUUGUGAAGAUCUUGACCAAUGGCUAAGUGAAGAUGACAAUCAUGUUGCAGCAAUUCACUGUAAAGCUGGAAAGGGACGAACUGGUGUAAUGAUUUGUGCAUAUUUAUUACAUCGGGGCAAAUUUUUAAAGGCACAAGAGGCCCUAGAUUUCUAUGGGGAAGUAAGGACCAGAGACAAAAAGUAGGCUCCAUGCCCAGCGUGGAGCCCAAUGUGGGGCUUGAACUGGACUCUGAGAUCAAGGAGUCGGAUGCUUAACUGACUGAGCCACCCAGGUGCCCCUAAGCUAAUUUCUUUUUAACAACUUCAAAACAGAAACAUGAUCAUUUCCACCAUUUUAGCUGGUGGUUGUAUUGAUUCCUGGCUCCUUUUCUCCUUCCUCAUUUCUUGUUUUAUCUAUCUUUGUGAUUUUUUAAAAUUACAUCUAAGGAUGCCAAACUGCUGUGUAUUGGUGAUAGUUUAUAAAACGGAAUCUUAUAUUAGUGCUUGAUUUUAGUGAAUAUUGAUUAUAAUAGAUUGCCUUACAUUUCUUUAUAUUGUGUACACCCUGAGAUGAUAGUAGUGGAGUGAAUUCUAGAGGGCCUGAGAUGUUUACUUUGGUUCAUUUUUUCAUCGUCUAGAGGGAAACAGUUGGUUUUACUGAUUAAAAAUAUAGAAGGUAAUUGUUCUACACUUAAGUGAAUAAGUACAGGGCAGCACAGGGGAAAGAGAAUGGGAAGAAAACCAUAAACGGGUCAAGUAAAAGUACAGUAGCUGAAGCAGUGGUAGAAGUUUAGAGCAAGCAGGGUUGAUGAGCAGUAGACAUUGUAGUGGGAAAGAGAUCAAGUAAAAAGAAUUUCAAAUAAAAAUAGAGAAGCUGUGUAAUGUGGAGCCAGAACACUAGAUUUAAGCUCUUGGCUCUUAAAAUGUUUAUGUUACAUACUUUCUAAAAAAUAUGAUGAAAGCUAUAGUCUCCCACUAAAAAUGUGCAUGAUAUACAUGAACAUAAAAUUUUGCUUAUAGUUUUUAAUUACACUGAAAUUUUUUUUAACGUGGAAAAUAAAAGGAGUCUUCAUAAGAAUUAUGUCCCUUUUUUAAAUGGAAAAAAUAGUGGCCACUGUUUUCUUUUCUCAGAGGACAAUGAAUAAAUCUAAAUGGUUACAAAUUAAUCAAAAUUAAGCUUUAGUUCUGCCCAAUAGUAAGUUUUAAUGAAAGGGCUGCUAGUAUUUAAAUUUCAAGUAAUACAUUAAAACUAUGCCAUCGUCUUUGACUUGACAACUUUUAUGUCAUCUUUGAUAUCCAAUCAAUUUUGACUGUUUUUGGUGAAAACAAGUGCUUAAAAUGCUAUUUCACGAAAGAAUGAAAGAGCAAAUGGAAUCUCUAAAUUCUUUUGUCAGGUGAAAGUAGGCUUGUGUCAAAAAAUAGGAAUUCUCUAAGAUUUUUCAGAAAAAUUCAUGUUGCAUCAUUUUCUUUGCUGUUGGUUAAUGAGAUCAUUUUUGGCCAAAUCCUGGCAUAACACUAUGUUAGGAAGGAAAAGAUUAGAACUUCACAUUUUAGUUUUAAGGUUGAAACUUAAACUGUGCAAACGAGUUUGUAUUUUAUCCAGUCAACGGCAGUUAAAAUCCUGGCUGUAGAAUUUGCCUUCUGAAAACAGUGAACUUAGGUGUAGCAAAGCAUUUCAUAAUUGCUCCCACUUCUUGACAAGACCUCUUGAGAAGCCCUUGAUUGAAAGUCUUGGCUUUCCUGAAUUUGGCAAUUUUCAUAACAGUAGAUUUUUCAUGACAAAUCC